CGCCUCCCUGGAGGCCAACACCGCCUCCGUGACCGUGAACGGCGCACUCCUGCGGGACUAUGCCCGCUCCAUGGGGAACGUCGGCCUGAGGGAGGACGUGUACGACAGGCUCUACACGGCGAUGCUGUCGCAGGCGCAAGCGACGCCAGGGCGGCUGGUCAGCGCGGCGGGCGCCCCACCCGCGGCCCAGUCGGCCAUGCGCAGCCUUGGCUUCGCGGCCAGCUUCGCCCGCGUGGGCGCGGAUUGGAGCCCAGGCGACGGCGCCACAGGCGCCGUCUUCCUCGACGUGUACGCCCCGCAGAACCGGCCGAUGUGCAGCCGCAACGUCCCCUCUGAUCCGACGUUGCGAAAGAGUUGCAGCACAGCGAAGGAUCGCGACAGGAGCCCCAUGCACCCCACCUUUCUGCGCCACUUUUUGAGCCAGAUCGAUCUCUGAUGGUCCCCGGGCCCGAAGCCGGGCGAAAAGUUCCAGCGCAAGGUGCAACGUUUGGACCCCACAAGGUCGGCUUGCUGUACCUGGAGGCGCCCUGCGGCGCCGUGGAGUGGGGCGCCGGGCGGUGGCAGGUCGGGGGCCACAGGCCGACGCUCACCGACCGCGGGGCCUUCCUGCGGGCCGUGGAGGGCGCCGCGGCCAACGCCCUGCUGGCGGUCCGCGAGUACAACCGCGCCGCCGCGGGCUCGCCGCUGCCGCGCGUCGAGGUGCUGCAGUUCUGCCUCAUCUCCGCGGGGCCCCAGCGGCACCCCGACGCCUCGCGGCUCGACGUCGCCGCGGCCCUGGUCCGCGGCCUGGCCGCGGGCGCCGCGGGCGCGGGCGCGGCCGAGGACCUGCCCCUCGUGCGCCUGGCCCACGACCCCGAGGGCGCCCUCCAGCGGGCGGCGGAGGCCCUCGGAGGGCCGGCGGCCGCCCCUUGA
Molecule: messenger RNA, 912 nt
Organism: Prorocentrum cordatum
Lineage: Eukaryota; Dinophyceae; Prorocentrales; Prorocentraceae
Source: the annotation of a GenBank genome assembly